AUGGACCAACCGGCAGCCGAGGUCUUCCACUUCAAAGACAAGGAGCAGUCGUCCAGCCUGCUCCUGCAGCUCAACAGGCUGAGGCAGGAGAGCGUCCUGACAGAUGUGUCGCUGUGUUCAGACAACACCGAGAUCCCCUGUCAUCGCAACGUCCUGGUCUCCAGCAGCCCCUACUUCAGGGCCAUGUUCUGCAACAACUUCAUGGAAAGGCAGCAGGCCAAGAUUUACUUGAAGGGCAUCACAUCGAACAUUCUGAGCAGCAUCAUUGACUAUGUUUACACAGGACGCAUCAGCAUCAGCAUCGAAAUCGUGCUCCCUCUGAUGCAAGCGGCGUCCAUGUUACAGUACGGCCGCCUUUUCGAGGCCUGCUCGCGCUUCCUUCAGAUGCAGCUGAGCCCUGACAACUGUCUGAGCAUGAUACGACUCUCUGAGAUCAUGAGUUGCCACACUCUGAGAGACAAAGCAAAAGAGAUGGCCAUGAGGAGCUUCUCCGACGUGUCAGCAUCCGAGGAUCUGUGUGAGCUCUCCCUCCCGGAGCUCAUGGGAUACUUGGAGGAUGACACUCUGUGUGCGGAGGAGGAGCAGGUGUUUGAGACGCUUGUUGCCUGGAUCCACCAUGAUCCUUUAUCGAGGCGCGGUGCCAUCAGUGACCUCUUCAAGAAAGUUCGCCUUCGCUACAUCCACCCCACCUACCUCUUCCAAUUCAUCGCCAACGACCCUCUGAUCCAGUCCUCCGCCCUGUGCACUGAGCUCAUAGAGUCCGUGAGACGCCUGAUGUUCGCUGUUAGCACCAAGUACAUCGGUAACACAGACUUUAAACCCCUCUGGGUGGCACCGAGGCGCUACUCCUACCAGGACAUGUUGGUGGUGGUGGGAGGGAGGAAGAACAACGAGCAGACCUCGAGGGAAGCCCUCGUCUUUGAUGAGAGGAGUGAAAAGUGGCAGUGGCUGGCCAAGCUGCCCAUUCGUCUGUAUAAAGCCUCGUAUGUCGCCCUUCACAGUGUCUUGUAUGUUACCGGAGGCCUGACCACAAACACAAAGCACAGCCAAGUCAGCGCGACCGUCUACACCCUCUCCAUCAAGACCAACCAGUGGCGAACGGCAGAGCCGCUGCUGGAGCCGCGCUUCGCCCACCAGAGUGUCUCCUACCUGCACUUCAUCUUUGUCUUGGGAGGCUUCGGGCCUGACAGGCGGCUCACAGACAGUGUGGAGAGGUACAACGGCAUGUUCAACCAGUGGGAGUCGAUGGCGCCCAUGCCUGAGGCCGUGUUGCAUCCGGCGGUGGCUGCUACCAACCAGAGGAUCUAUGUGUUUGGAGGAGAGGACGCCAUGCAGAACCCAGUCAGAAUAAUACAGGUGUAUCACAUUGCCAGGAACAUGUGGUCCAAGAUGGAGAACAGAACAGUGAAGAAUGUGUCUGCUCCUGCCGCCGUUAUAGAUGACAAAAUCUACAUCAUCGGAGGAUACACCAGGAGAGUGAUCGCUUACGACACCAAGACCAACCGGUUCAUCAAGUGUGCCAACCUGAAGGAGAGGAGGAUGCACCACGCUGCCACCGUUCUCAAUCACAAACUCUACGUCACCGGCGGACGUUCCAUCAACGGCCACGACGUCAUCGAGGACUCGGACAAUUUCGAGUGCUACGACCCAAAGACAGACACUUGGACGUCCAAGGGAACGCUGCCGUAUAAACUGUUCGACCACGGCUCCCUGACUCUGACGCAUGUCUCACAGACGUGGGCUAAGUCCUAGCUCAGGUCUGCAAGUAUCAGAAUGUAUUCUUUCAUUCUGUAGCCGUGGUCUCCACUAUUAAUGUAUGAUGAGUCAUGGACUUAUUUUGAAAGUUCACAGAAUCAUGCGUACCUCAAAUAUUCAAAUUUCUAAAGAUUUUGAUUUCAAAAAUAUUCCAAGCCAUAUUCUAUGUCUUUUCUUUUUUUUAUUCAUCAUAACCCUGACACCAUCUACACCGGUUUGACUUCACAAACGGUAAAAGUGCUAUUUUCAGCCUGCUCUAAAUCAUGAGAUUUCACUUGUCACAUUUAAAUCCGGGGGCUGUGUACUGUUUGGUGCGAGACAAAGUUAUGCUCAGCUGUGGGCUCGGAACCUGCUGCUGUCUUGGGUGAACCUUUGGAUCAUGGCGUGUUGCUUCAGUUCGAAAAUAAUGAUGUAUGAUAAUUAUUGUGCUCACUUCCAUAGAGCACUUUUAAAGGUGCAAUAUGUGAGAAUUUUAGUUUAAAAUAUGAAAAAGCAGCAGCAGAAUGUGGAAGAAAUAACAUUUUUGACGUUAUGUCCAAGAUAUCUAUGAAUUGUCUUGUGGCGAUGUUUUUUGAGGUUGGCAUGCUAACUAGCUAAACUCUGGCCAGUUUGUACCUCCGUAGGUGGAAGUCCGAUCAUAAACAACACCAGCACUCCCCUGGUGGUCCGAGCUCCCAGUCCAGACAGAGUCAGAGACUAUGACUUCUAGCUGUAUGGUUAACUUAGCUCACUAGCUAGUAGUCACUACAGUUAGCAUCAGUCAGCAAUUGUUCUGCUGUCCCAUAUUUGUUUGGAUUUUGAAUUCAACAGGUGGCCAAUUCUUAAGUAUUGCACCUUAAGUUUGAAGUUUUUGUAGUUUGUGUUCUGCAGUGUACAUUACAAAUGUAUCUACUGUAUGUUGACAUAAUAACUGUCUUUGCGAUGUGAACCUGUGGUGAAAAGAAUAGCCUGAAAUUCUAUAUUCAUUGAAUUUUACCUUUUUUAAUUUUUUUUUUAUGUUUUUGUACCACUUUGAUUCUGGUUUUCACACUUUGUUUUUUUCUU
Acanthopagrus latus (yellowfin seabream) is the source of this 2799-nucleotide messenger RNA. It is a transcript of the gene klhl38b, whose product is annotated as kelch-like family member 38b. Gene Ontology annotation, molecular function: protein binding. The transcript has 4 exons. Bases 1 to 1752 code for a protein of 583 amino acids. The record is from RefSeq and is a predicted model, not a curated record. Lineage: Eukaryota; Metazoa; Chordata; Actinopteri; Spariformes; Sparidae.